Ostrinia nubilalis (European corn borer) is the source of this 679-nucleotide messenger RNA. RefSeq names its product probable ATP-dependent RNA helicase CG8611. The annotation marks the transcript as partial. The transcript is spliced from 3 exons. The record is from RefSeq and is a predicted model, not a curated record. NCBI's taxonomy places the organism in Eukaryota, Metazoa, Arthropoda, Insecta, Lepidoptera, Crambidae.
CGGCGACCGCGAGCGUGCAGCGCGCCGCCAUCGCGGUGCAGGCGCGCCUCGAGCACACCGCGCACAGCAGCAAGCAGUGGCUCGCGCGCGCUAGCAGAGGUGAGCUACCUUACACAGUCCGGUACAGUAGCAGCAGACGAGACUGCAGCGCUGGAAUCGCUUCGCAGCGUAGCGCCGGCGGCCGCGAGCGUGCAGCGCGCCGCCAUCGCGGUGCAGGCGCGCCUCGAGCACACCGCGCACAGCAGCAAGCAGUGGCUCGCGCGCGCUAGCAGAGCCUACACAUCAUGGGUGCGCUUCUACUCUGCCUACCCGCGCGAGGUGCGUCAAUGGCUGGACGCGAGGCAGAUUCACCUCGGCCAUGCGGCCAAGUCCUUCGCGCUGAGAGACACGCCCGCCAUGCUGGCCAGGAGGGCUAAGGGACUCCCUAGCAAUAAGGAGAAGCCCCAGAACAGGCUUACGCUGCACGAGGAUGUGGACAAGAAACGACCUGGUUUCCCUAAAAUGAAGAUUGGCAAAUUCGGAAGCAAUGUCUCUAACAAACAGAGUUCUAUGCACACGGCGAGCGAGUUCGACAGCGGACUACCGCCCCUGGAACCCGCAAAGAAAAAGAAGAAAACUAAAUAAGCUAUUGUAAUGUUGAAAAAUCGUUGUUUAUAUCAAUAAAUCGACUUUAUUUUUA